Molecule: messenger RNA, 1664 nt
Organism: Exaiptasia diaphana
Lineage: Eukaryota; Metazoa; Cnidaria; Anthozoa; Actiniaria; Aiptasiidae
Source: RefSeq, a predicted model, not a curated record
AAGGCAAAUAAUUGUACGGUCCACGGUAUUUUGGCAACGAUUGUAGUACCAACUCCUGGUGACUGGCCAACAUGGCUCUAUAUCAAGAAGCUUAUAGCACAGGCUAAAAGCGAUGACACAAUAAUUACCUCAUUAAUAUCUGAACAAGGCCCAUUUAAUGUUAGCCUUAAUCUACAAGAACAAAUUGUUAUACAGUACCAGUUUCUAUUUGAUAAAUUUCAUCGCCAUUUGUUUUCAAAACCACUGCCACAAAACCCAAAGCCACAUCAAAGAUCAAUGCUAAUUAGUUCACUUCUGCUUGGAUGGCUUAUGGUGCGAGACAAAAUUAUUUCAAAGUUUUCCAACUGUAAMGAUCCUCAGUAUGUACUUGUGUUAUUUGUUCUAGAAGAAGUAGUACCUCUGGGUUUUUUUCAAUACUUUUGCAUCUUCAGAGGUGGAAACUUAGAGAAAUACUUAACAGUCAUGCUACCAAGAGAGCUUGAUAAGCGAGGGAAACYGAAAGGGCCCAUUCUUUAUUGGUUCCCAAUAUUUGAAGCAAAUGUCAAACACACAUGCAUGCCAUUGGGUUACAGUUUUCAAGACACCUAUCCAAAURCAGAUCCACAUCCAGACUACAGAUGUGACCUUCAAAGCUGCAAAGGAAGUGGCUCUGUCUGUCAUCUGGCCUGUUUUCAUUCUUUCCAUGAUGUUUGUUUAAAUGGUGUGUCUAAAUGUCCUAUAUUCAAUGACAAAUUACAUGAAAAGAUUAAAGAGCUCUCUAGCAAAUUCAACUCUUCCCUUCUUGAGCCAACAAAGUCUAAGCAUGUCAGAAAUAUAGAUCAAAGUAAUGACCAAGAUGAGGAUGAGCAUUUAACUGUUAGACCUGCACCUCAACCACAGACGAGACCUGCUCCUGCACCUCAACCACAGACGAGACCUGCCCCUACACCUCAACCACAGACGAGACCUGCCCCUACACCUCAACAUUAACAAGGCCUCAAUUACAGAUGUAUAAUCACCAAAAUUCUAUUGUGUACAGCUGUAUUUCUUCUACACAUUACUGGUUCUUUCCUCAUCAUAUCUCACAAUCCACAAUCAAUGGUAGACAUGGUAGCACUGCUUGUACCCUAAUUGCUAUCCUUAUGGCAAACAGAUAUCAUAAUACAAAGCCAGCCCUUCAAUUGUUUGCUAAUGGCAUCUCACACACAUGGUUAACAUUGCUUACUUCGAGCAUCAUUGCAGGAAACAAACUUCAUGAUGACAUGUUCCACCAUGCGCCAGUCUAUCUUCAAGUCCAAAUGGCCUCACGACUUCUUGCAUCACAGAUCAGCAAAUUUCAACUUGGCCAAGAAUUACCAGUAAAUUUCACGACAGUAAGAGGUGAUCCUGACACAAGCAAUUUGGAGUACUACCUAAGGUUGAUGAUAGAAUCCACAUCAAAUUCAUGUUCUGCCAUUGUCACAUUCCGUGCCAAUACCUUUGCGUUUGCCAAAGGCGCUCAAAGGAACAUCAUUCUUCUUGAUAGUCAUCUACAUUCCCAAUAUGGAGCACUGAUUGCAUCUUGUCAUGCCAAUGAUAUCUCCAGUCUUUUACAGUGGAUGAAAUCUGCACACUUUUCUACAAACUUUAACCUUUGUACCUUAACAAUGAUUMAYUUUCUGUAGCUAGUUUUAAAAAGCUUUGAA